Meleagris gallopavo (turkey) is the source of this 645-nucleotide messenger RNA. The record is from RefSeq and is a predicted model, not a curated record. Lineage: Eukaryota; Metazoa; Chordata; Aves; Galliformes; Phasianidae.
GCUGCCAAAAUGAGUGAAUCUCUUUCAAGCAGUUACUCCAUGAAUCAGCCAAACUCCUCUGAGAGUGAACAGAGUUUAUCUACACGCCAUUUCAAUGUUACUGAACCUGUAGUGGCCAAAAGGAUCUGUUUUUAUAAAAGCGGAGAUCCUCAGUUUAAUGGAAUCAAAAUGGUCAUUAACAACCGGUCUUACAAAACGUUUGAUGCCUUGCUGGAUAGCUUAUCUAAACGGGUCCCAUUACCUUUUGGAGUAAGGAAUAUCAGUACACCAAAAGGAAGACACAGCAUCACCAGUCUGGACGAUCUUGAAGAUGGAAAAUCUUAUAUUUGCUCCCAUCAGAGGAAAAUGAAGCCUAUCAACCUAGAACGGGCUAGCAGAAAGCCACUGCCCUGGCAGAUCAGUAGGCCUGUCAGUGCUCGUCGUCGAGCUGUGCAAUUAGCAAAGGAGAAUGAAGAUGGAUUUGGCCGAGAAAGCAAAAUAACAACUCCCAAAAAGAUGCUUGUUUUCAAAAACGGGGAUGUAAGGCUCAGACGCACGAUAGUUCUGGGAAAGAAAAAUACACAAACCUUUGAGGCCUUGUUGGAUUACAUGAGUGAAUUAAUGCAGUAUCCAGUUGCAAAACUUUAUACCACUGAUGGCAGAAAG